GACCACCAUCUUGGAGUCGCCACAAGUCGUUCAGCACACUUCUCGGAUCCCUUUCAACCACAUACUGGCGAGCUCAGCAUUACGGCCACCGAUCUUUUAGCCUUUCGACCCAAGAACCAUGUGUGACUAUACAAAAGUCCAGUACGCCUGCAACCACCUGCGCUACACAGUGCGCUAUUGGUGCACCAGGUAUCAAGAAACGCACAAGCGUUGUCCAGCAAACGUAGUAGAAGUCGAAUACCGUCUGAGCGAGAGGUGUGGUAAGAUUGCAAGCCCUGGUCUAUCUUACCGCAGCUGAUGGCUAACGUUGGAGCAGGAGACUGCAGGGAAAGCCCUUUGCCGCUCUACACGCUGAAGAGAAAAGGGUCGACGGCG
Messenger RNA from Cercospora beticola, 375 nucleotides. The record is from RefSeq and is a predicted model, not a curated record. NCBI's taxonomy places the organism in Eukaryota, Fungi, Ascomycota, Dothideomycetes, Mycosphaerellales, Mycosphaerellaceae.